ACUGAAGUCUUUAGAGUGCGUUCGAAAGCUUUAUUUUGAAAAUGAAUUUUAAAUAUUAGUUAAAUAUCCAUCCGUAAAUUUGAUACUUUCCAGCACGUUGAUCUGAAAUAGUGUGUUAUGUGAUAUCAGUGCUAAAUAUCAAGUAAAUUAUAAUCAGCAACAAAUACCCACCAUCGAAACCGAUAGGAAAUUGUGUUAUUCAAUAGUCGGUUUUACGGUUUACGUUAAUAUUUCAUCAAAAUGAUCUCGUAAUUUAAUUUCUGAUUCUGGGAAUUCAAACAAUCCGCUAUGCUACAGAGACGAGUAUUAUUAUCUUUAACAUUGCAGCUGUGCAUCCGUUCGGUACUAGGAUUGGGAUGGAUUUCACCACAAGCUGUUAUUUAUCGACUGGUGAAUCAAUCCUACGAAAUAAGUUGUACACUGAAUCGCUCAGAUCCAGAGACCGAAAAAUUCAACAGCAAUGAUCUUAUGUUUUACAUCAAAGAUACACCAGUGCCACAAGAAUAUGUGCAGAUAGUAAAUGAAACUACUAUACAGCUAAGUGUCCAUAAUGCGUCGGUAAAUUACCUUCAAUAUAUAUGUAAGCUGAACCAUACAAAAGGUGUUGAUAUGCGGAGUGUUUUUAUUGGAUAUAAGCCGUACAAUGUCACCAAUUUCAAAUGUCGCUCUGAAAAUUGGCAGAAAAUGAAUUGCUCAUUUGAGCAACCAUACAAUCCGAUACCUACCCAAUAUGAUCUGAGUUUCAGCUUCGACCGUGACCGUGACUACGUAGAAUACAGUUGCCCAUUGGAAGGUCAAUUCAAUAACACGUGGAAAUGUUCUAUAGAUCUAGACUCGUCCUAUCGACAAUCGCACGAGUUAUAUUAUUUCGUACUGGUGUCAAAUAACACUUUCGGCAUAAACAAAGAAAACUAUACCAUCAACAACUUCGAUAACGUCAUACCAGAAGCACCCUUGGAGUGCCAGGCCACAAAUAUCACAUCCAGCAGUGCGAUUCUGCAUUGGGCUAUAUCUUACAAACUGCAAACAUUCAAACGUAAAUUCAUUUUCCAAAUCAAAAUCUUAUCUAGUUUUGAUCACGCAGUCUGGAAACCGAUCAACACAAGCAAAAUUUCGACGUCAUUGACUAGCUACGAGCUACCUGUCGAGAAUCUUGAGUUUGCCGAUACCACUUACGACGUGAGAAUCAGGAUGAAAACGGAAAGUGCUGAAAAUAUCGAAGAAAUGUGGUCAAAUUACACUAGUUGUUUGUUUACGACAUUGCCUAGGAGGCCCGAUAACCCACCGGAAGUGGUCAUCGGAGGAUUUGAAAUCAACGUGUACAACGACAUAUUCGUUUAUUGGCGAGAAAUUCCAAGAAGUAAACACAACUCGGCAACUGGAUUUCGAUACAAAAUAACAGAAAUCACUAGAAAUGGAUUUCCCAUCAGCAACGUCACUGAAGGACGUAAUGGAAGCUCUAUGGUUCAAUUCAGGAAUAUGACUGAUGGCAACUAUACGUUCACCAUACGAAGUUCUAAUAGCGAAGGCGAUUCGUUGGACUCUAGUAAACUCUUCAUACCAAGUAGGCAGCAUCGGGCACCCAAACCAGAGAUAACCAAACUUUUGUCAGAUGCAGGCAAAUACCUUCUGUCGUGGAAGCCAGUCACAGAGCAUGCAACCAGAGUUACUUCGUAUACAGUAUUUUGGUGCAAUUCAAGCAGCAAUUCUCCUAAUGAUUGCAAUGGCUCUAUUAACUUUGAUAAAAUCGGUGGUACCAGAAAUAGCUAUGAACUAAAUAAUGUGAGUUCUACGCUCAAUUUCGCCGUCGCAGCAAAUUUCGGUGAAUUGUCAUCUGGAAUGGUAUGGGCCUCGUGUACGGCCACUCAAAAAAAUGAUAUUGGGAAAUUGAAGACUAUUUGGAUUCCUGCCAUGCAGUCUACCUAUAUUGAUCUGGAAUGGAAAUUGGAAUGUGGAGAUAAUGCAAUUGUCGAGGGUUACAGCAUAAUCUAUUGUCCGAUCAGUUCCCCUCGUAAUCAGAGCUGUAAGGUUCCAGAAGAAUCUCUCAAUAUAACCGGAACUACAUCACACAGAAUAAGCAGCUUGAAACCAUACGUCACCUACAAGAUUCAAAUAGCUAUGUAUUCAAAAACUCGAAUUGGUCCGAGGAGUGACCCACUGUUAAACACAACACUGGAAGCUGCACCAUCUCCGCCACGAAAUUUGAUGUAUAAAGAAGUACGAAAUGACUCGGUAACACUGCAUUGGGAUCCACCGCGUCAAAUAAAUGGCGGUAAAAUGAACUACGAAGUGUGGUAUAACCAUUUGCAUACAAAGGUUUACACUGAAAACUAUACCGAUGAUGUGACGUACACCUUGCGUAAUCUUGAGUCAUUUACGAAUUACAAAAUCAUUGUCCGAGCUUAUACAAUAGGAUAUUCCAAUAACUCCAAUUCAGUGGACGUAACAACCGAGAUUGGAACACCUGGCAUUAUUCAGCAACCUGGAUCUAUGGAUUCAAAUAGUACACGAUUAUCUUUACUAUGGCAACCGCCAGAACGAAAAGCAGGAUGCAUAGAAUAUUAUGAGCUCAAGAUAAAAACAAAUACGCAAACUGAAGAUGCAGCUAUAAUCACACGCGUGCAGGGCACCAGGUGUAGUUUAAAACGCUCUAUCUGUCAAUUGGGAUCAGGAGAUUCCAAUCGGACCGACAAGUAUGAGUUCUCUGUUCGCGCCGUGAAUGUCAUCUUGAGUCCCCAUGCGCCUAACUAUACAGAAUGGAACAAACUAGCUUGCGAUCAAAAGUAUACGUAUUACUCAAAGCAUGGAGUGCCUAAUACAUACAAUUACCACGCAUACCCCAGUGGGGUAGAAUGUGAGCUUAAUGGGCAUAGAGAACCUUUUAUAGACUGGAUAAAAAUAGAUCAGUUUGCCACUAUACUUCACGGCGAAUGGUCUAAACCGUUAACGCAUUGGUGUAACUACGGUCCCGGCAACACAAAGGCUAUAAUUUUCCUAACACUCGUUACAUUUUUUGGAAUCAUUAGCCUUGUGAUAUGCACAUACAUGAGCUUGAAGAAAAUGAAACAAAUUAAAAACAUCAAAGUCGUUUUACCAGACGCAUUGAAUGACAUUGUUAUAUCGGAAAAAUCGGAAGCUUUCAAAGAUCACGGAGGUUUUGGUGGCAAUGAUAACUUAAAUGAGCUUUUGGGAAAAGCGGCAGACGACACUCUGCUUCCUUAUUCCCCACAUCAUCGACAUAUCGAGAACAAUCUGCACGCUCUGGAUGAUUCUACUAGCAUUGGCUCAACUGAGGAGAACCUGGACCAUGAGGACGGUGCAGCACAUGACGUAGAUUUAUUAUCGUUAUCAGAUGAUUACAAAACUCAAUACAACUUACCUGCAGAACUUGACUUGUGCCAGCCAGUACUAUCAACCAGCGCUGGUGCAUUGGAUAUGAAGACAAAUGUAAAUAAAGAUAAUGUUUUAAGUUUGCCGUCAACAGGAUACGUUCUAGCACCUGUAGCGAAGCCAAGCACAAAUGGAUAUGUUCAAGCACCCUUAGCAAAGCCUGCAACGUCCAAUUAUAUGCAGCCAAGUGCAUUUACAGCAAUGAGAAAUCCGAGCCUUUCAAAAACAUCGAUUAUUGUGUCUACAGAUGCCGAUGGAAUUUCUGGAUAUGUUACACACAAACAACUCUCUGAUUAUGGGCUAAAAAUGCAGUAAAUUAUGUCAAUGUUUGAUCUAAGUCUGUCAAAAUGUAGUGAACAAUAUAUUGUUGUGCCGCUG
Ochlerotatus camptorhynchus is the source of this 3768-nucleotide messenger RNA. RefSeq names its product cytokine receptor-like. The record is from RefSeq and is a predicted model, not a curated record. The coding region runs from base 289 to 3705 and encodes 1138 amino acids. The transcript has 10 exons. NCBI's taxonomy places the organism in Eukaryota, Metazoa, Arthropoda, Insecta, Diptera, Culicidae. Gene Ontology annotation, molecular function: protein binding.